Messenger RNA from Schistosoma guineensis, 1813 nucleotides. Lineage: Eukaryota; Metazoa; Platyhelminthes; Trematoda; Strigeidida; Schistosomatidae. The record is from the annotation of a GenBank genome assembly.
ACCUUUUGGCGGCUUAAUAUUUUACCAACGGAACUGCUGUUUUUCACUCCGUCUUUCAGCUUGAUUAUUAGACGUUGUUUUAGGUUGUUUGUAAAGUACUUUGUAGUCCUUGAGGAUGGCAAACAGAAGCUCCCAUAAACUGGUGAUACUUGGAGAAUCAGCUGUUGGGAAAUCAAGCAUAGUCCUGAGACUCGUAAAGUGUCAGUUUAGUGAGUACCAAGAAGCUACUAUUGGGGCUGCCUAUUUGACACAGACGAUCGUCCUAAAUGAUCCUCCAGCAACCGUAAAGUUUGAGAUUUGGGAUACUGCUGGACAAGAGCGUUAUCAUAGUUUGGCCCCUAUGUACUACAGAGGAGCCCAGGCGGCAGUUGUCGUUUACGAUAUUACUAACCAGAACUCAUUCGAACGUGCAAAAUCCUGGGUUAAUGAACUUCAAGAAAAAGCAAAUACUAGUGGGGUGAUUGCACUUGCAGGAAACAAAGUGGAUCUCGAAGGACAGCGAGCUGUUUCGUUCGAGGAAGCACAAGAAUACGCCGAUAAAAAUAGAUUACUAUUUAUGGAGACGUCAGCCAAAAUUGCAACUAAUGUCUCCGAACUGUUCACUGCCAUAGGUAAUUUUCAUAAAUUUGCGUGAGCAUGUUGCAUAUCAUGAAGUUAGACUUGCAGGUCACCUCUAUACAGUCAGCAGUACGACUUCGCCUUCGGACCUUGGGUUUGUUGCUUUUAGUCUUACCGCUCUUCAACCGACCUGUCUGACAUGGUAGGACCUUGAGUAACGGUUGUUUCAGCCAAUAUAGCCCGGUUGCUUCAUCACGAUAGGCAAGCCCGACCACCACGUCAAGCUAGCAACAAUGGAAAUAGAUUCCUUAAUAAUAUUGAUAUCAGUUGAGUAUUCGAAGAUUUCGUUUUUGCGCUAGAUUCGGAUGGUACUACUCGGGAGUUACUUAAUCAUACAGAACCAUCUAGACCAUCUGGGGGACAACAGCUUACGCCAAACGAUUCGCCUACACAACAAAGACAGUGUUGUAGAUAGUCCUGAUUCGUCCACUCAAUAUUUUCUUAUAACAUGGGUAUAUCACAAGUUUCUUCAAUCCUCCAGUCUUUUACGUCAUUAUUUUUCUUAUUGGUCACAAUUUUACGUAUAUGGGUUGCUGUAAUUCCUGUUGGAGAAUUUAAUUGAUCUUCAGAUCUCGAAUCAAACUGUCAUGUGCUAUGUUAUUUUUACCCAGUAUGCUACAUACUUCCUUACUUGCAUUGGAUUUACAUAACUAUGGGUCAUACAAAUUUAUAAUCUACAUUACUGUUUAAUGAUUUAUUGGAGCCGUUUGUGUAACUAAAAUGUAUUGUUUUUCUCUCUUCGAUAAAAUGUUUACGACAUUCAUUCCACUCGUCAACUCAUGAAUAUCAUUGUAAUAUGUUGUUAUUUUACUUCAAAUGUUUGAUCAUCGAAUCAUCCAACUAUAUCCUCACGCUUUCUCUCUCUAUGCUGAAAUUUAAUUAUUUCUAGGAUUCAGUUUUGAGCAAAAAUAUGCUGAAAGCUCCAUUGAUCUUAUGAUUUCAUGAUUUGUAUUUUAUCUCGUCUAUGCGCAAUCUUCUGUAAAAUAAUAUCGUGUUACCCAUUUUGCUGUAUUGCUUUUGAUUCCGACCAGUUAGUACGGUCGCCAACUUACAAACUUUUCAAUUUAUUUCGACAAGGUUGAAUAUUUGAUUUGAGUGAAUUUAUUUGACUGUCGGUGUGUUAUUUAAAGUAGAUCGAUAAUAUGAUGUCGGUGUAGUCUUUUGGCUCACACUCCAAUAAAGUUCUCCCUUAAAU